Ordospora colligata OC4 is the source of this 441-nucleotide messenger RNA. RefSeq names its product dynein light chain. The coding region runs from base 1 to 441 and encodes 146 amino acids. The record is from RefSeq and is a predicted model, not a curated record. Lineage: Eukaryota; Fungi; Microsporidia; Ordosporidae. The transcript has a single exon. Gene Ontology annotation, cellular component: dynein complex. Gene Ontology annotation, biological process: microtubule-based process.
AUGGCUGAGGAGAAUUCUACAUUCACAAACAAACCAGUACAGAACGACAGCAAUGGCUCUAAAGACAAAGAGGUACCAGAUACAAAAGAUUCAAGCAGCAGUUCAGAUUCGAGUACAUCAUCAAAAUCCAAAGCAAGUAGUUUAAAAAUAGAAGAAGGCCCAAAGCUUAUUGUGCCGGUUUUUGAACAGCGUGAAGCUCUGGAUGAACAAAUACAAGCCCAAAUAAUAGUUACGCUGUCAAAAUUCACUGAUAAAAGUCCACCUACAAAGAUUUCAGAGUCACUCAAGAGUAUGCUUGAUAGCAAAUUCGGAAAGGGUUGGUGCGUGUUUGCAGGUGCACACUUCUCAGGAAGCUGCACAUUUGAGGAGAAGUACUUUGCACAAAUAACAUUUGGCACAUACACAAUAACGCUCUUCAGGAUAUUCAUUCCCAAUCAAUAA